Molecule: messenger RNA, 1447 nt
Organism: Oncorhynchus nerka (sockeye salmon)
Lineage: Eukaryota; Metazoa; Chordata; Actinopteri; Salmoniformes; Salmonidae
Product: U11/U12 small nuclear ribonucleoprotein 25 kDa protein-like
Exons: 5
Coding region: 279-845 (188 amino acids)
Biological process (GO): mRNA splicing, via spliceosome
Cellular component (GO): U12-type spliceosomal complex
Molecular function (GO): protein binding
Source: RefSeq, a predicted model, not a curated record
GACUCCGGUAUGUUGUGAGUGACGUACAUGCCGGUCGCGAAAUGUUUUAGCAUGGAUUGCAGAGAUUCAGACUUUCCAAAUAUACUUUAUUUGUAUGCUACAGUUUAGGUAUGUUUUAGUAAUCGCGUAAUAUAUAUUUUACUGUACACGUUUAUCAAUAGAGUAUGAGGUGUGAAAAUCUGUUAGUUUAUCUAACUAGCUAAUCUUACAUGAAAUAGCUAGCUAGCUAACAUAAACUGGUCAGCAACUUUAGCUACAAAAUCCUAUUCACAGUGUAAAUGAUGGGGGAGGAGACCCAGUCCCUUCACCUGGAUGAGGGACUGUCUGUAAAGGAAGAGGAGUUAGGACAGGCAGAGGGAAAGAUUAACCAAGUGGAGGAUGAACAACCAGAGGAGGUUGAAGAGGAAGAUGAGGAGGACGAAGAAGCAUUACCACACUCGGAAUUCCUGGACAUAUUUGAAGAAGGACUGGCUCGCCUUGUACAGGACCCUCUACUCUGUGACCUUCCCAUUCAGGUGACUCUGGAGGAGGUGAAUUCCCAGGUUGCUCUGGAGUAUGGCCAAGCCAUGACUGUCCGUGUAUGCAAAGCGGAUGGCGAAGUAAUGCCCAUAGUGGUGGUGCAGAAUGCUAUGGUGCUGGAUUUGAAGAAAGCCAUUCAGAGGUUCAUGGAGCUGAAACAGCAACGGGAGGGUGGGGUGAAGCAUGUCAGCUGGAGAUACGUAUGGAGAACCUUUCAUCUCAUAUUUCAAGGGGAGAAGCUUGAUGAUGACAAAAUGAAACUAAAGGAUUAUGGGAUCAGAAACAGAGAUGAGGUGACAUUCAUGAAGAGACUGAGGAAGAAGUGAAACGGAGGUACAGUAGUCUUCUGAACUACGAUCUCAUCUGAAAGAUGUUCACAGACAAAGUGGUACCAUUGUAAUGAUGACUGUAACUAAUACAAUUUGGAAAAUACCACUGUCUUAUGUGCCUGUGGCAUUUUCCAUUAUAAUAAGAUAAUACUCAUUUCGAAUGGACUCACCAUUUGUAUUUCUUGCACUCCCCAUGGGAGUAUAACACUGGCAACCCUUUUAAAUCUAUAUUUUAUGUUUAUAAUAUUAUUGAUAAUACAUUGAGUUGAACAAUGAGCUUCCAACUUCAGAUCUCACUACCGUGUGGAGUCCUGCCUACUCUGUGAGUUGCCUGCACAGUCGCCGUUGCUUCAGACCUCUAUGUUUCAACCUGGAGAUGUACAGCAACUAUAGUCAUACACUGACAUGACUCGGUUGAUGUCUAAAAGGUUUUUCAAUGGACAUCUCAAAUGUUUAUUUUUUUUUACAUGUCGUAGAUAUGAUUGUGUGGAAUGUUUCGUACGGUCUCAAUUGUUUAUUGUUUGGCCAUAUUCUCUUGUCAUUUUGUACAGUAAAAUUGUGCCACUUCAAAUAUGAAUAAAGGCUACAGUGCAACCAAA